Poecilia latipinna (sailfin molly) is the source of this 882-nucleotide messenger RNA. RefSeq lists its product as uncharacterized. The annotation marks the transcript as partial. The transcript has 7 exons. Lineage: Eukaryota; Metazoa; Chordata; Actinopteri; Cyprinodontiformes; Poeciliidae. The record is from RefSeq and is a predicted model, not a curated record.
AGGUAGGGCGGAUUUAUGGGUCACAGAUAAACAGAACACUUGAGAGUUUACUGAUCCUGUUCAACUUUCGCUUCUCCCUGGUUGUGACGCAGAUAAGUUUUUACCAAGUGAGCUUCAUUUGAAGAUGAAGAUAGUACCUGUGUGCCAGCUGUUGUGAACUGAGCAGCAUGGAGUGGGGGUCGAGGAAAAAGCCUGCAGUCCAUUUAACUAAUAUGAACUACAGCAACCAGAGGGAACAACCAGAAUCUAAAUCGACACCAAAACCAAAAUAUGAUUCAGAAUCUGGUUACAGCACUGCAACAGCCUGGAGCGACAGGAUGAACGAUUUUAUUGAUGAAUCUAUAGCAGACCAACCUUCUGCUGCCAGGAGGAGCCCUCAAGGAUCAGAUUGUUUUUCAUCUGAGCACAGUGAUGCGUCCUUUAGGAGCAGCAGGUCAAAGGAAAUCGACCAUGACUUUAAUAGUGAACCUUCACUUACAUCUGAGAGUUUUAGAAAGAUCCAUGAAGCGCUCCUCCAAAGUCAGCAGGAGGUCAUACGCCAACAGGGGGUCAUAUACCAACAGGAGGUCAAACACCAGCGGGAGGUCAAACGCCAGCGGGAGGUCAAACGCCAGCAAGAGGAUUCCCUACACCAGCGAGAGGAUUCCCUACGCCAGCGGGAGGAUUCCCUACGCCAGCGGGAGGAUUCCCUACGCCAGCGAGAGAACCAGGAGGCCCAGCGGAAGAUAAUAAAUGCUGUGGGUGAUGAGCAACAUUUGAAGUCUGGAAAGACUUAUUCAUGUGGAUCAGAAAGGGACCGUCUGCCGCUUGCUGCUCCACUCCACCAGAGAACAAUGCCUGACAAUAAGAGUUCGGUUGUGGAUUACUGCCGACGACAUAUUC